This is a messenger RNA of Cyprinus carpio (common carp), 5109 nucleotides long. Its product is annotated as sodium/myo-inositol cotransporter-like. The record is from RefSeq and is a predicted model, not a curated record. Lineage: Eukaryota; Metazoa; Chordata; Actinopteri; Cypriniformes; Cyprinidae. Gene Ontology annotation, cellular component: plasma membrane. Gene Ontology annotation, biological process: inositol metabolic process; transmembrane transport; myo-inositol transport. Gene Ontology annotation, molecular function: D-glucose:sodium symporter activity.
UAGAAUAGACUCUGUCUCUGUCGUGAGAUGGCAGGCGUGGCUUAAUAUGCAAAUUACUUACAGACACGUUUACGCACUGAAAAAUGUACAAGGGCGUUUACAGCGGAAGAGUGGAUGGACGUUUAUAAAAGGCGCGUUUGGAGAACCAUUCAUUCCGAAGGAAUGAAAUCUUCCAUUUCUGAACUUUUAAAGACCUCUUCUGACAACGAAUAUACCCUGCAUCCUUCCGCGUUGAAGCUGUCAGAAACUGUACUUAGACGAUCACUUCACUUGGAGCCGUUCGAUCAUCUAUGAACAUGUGCUGAUCAUUUCAAGUCUGUAUCAUGAAAAUGGAAUGUAAACUCUUGCCAUUUCUAGACCAGAAGCCAGAGACAUCCUCCCCAAAAUAACUCUUGUGCUUCAUGAGAGCACCGUUGGAUAACCAAUCAAAUCAAAACCAAACACAAAACCAAGUAGAAACUCAUCUGACAGAUGGUGGAUGCUUCCGUUUCCUUCUAGAAAGACAGCAAACCAAAGGAAUAAGAGAUUUUUAUUUUGCUUGCAUCUUUGCCCAAAUAAGCCCAAAUAAUUUCAGACAAUUGCAUUUUGAACUGUGAUAGUAGCUUAAACAUGUUAAAAACGGGACCAGCGAUGGAGGCAGUGGAUAUUGCAGUUGUUGCACUUUAUUUUGUCCUUGUGCUUGCAAUUGGUCUCCUCUCCAUGUUGAAGGCCAAUCGUAGCACUGUCAGCGGCUACUUCCUGGCAGGUCGAACUAUGAAUUGGGUGGUGAUCGGUGCCUCACUGUUUGUCAGCAACAUCGGCAGCGAGCAUUUCAUUGGACUUGCUGGUUCUGGUGCAGCCAGUGGUUUUGCAGUGGGUGCCUGGGAGUUCAAUGCCCUCCUGCUUCUGCAGCUGCUCGGUUGGGUGUUCGUCCCAGUCUACAUCUACUCUGGAGUUUACACCAUGCCAGAGUACCUCUCCAAGCGCUAUGGAGGCAAGCGGCUAAAGGUUUACUUCGCAGCCCUCUCACUUCUACUGUACAUCUUUACUAAACUCUCAGUGGACUUGUACGCAGGAGCUCUUUUCAUCCAGGAGUCUCUUGGCUGGAACCUCUACCUGUCAAUCAUCUUGCUUAUCUCCAUGACCGCCUUGCUAACAGUAACCGGUGGACUGACAGCUGUGAUCUACACAGACACUCUGCAGGCCGUGCUCAUGAUUGGCGGUGCGUUAACCCUUACCAUCAUCAGCCUGGUCAAGGUAGGCGGUUUGGAAGGGGUGCGGGAAAAAUACAUGGAAGCGAUUCCCAACGUCACAGCCAUCCUGGCUAACAGCAACUUCAGCUUUCAGUACACAAACUCCUGCCGAAUUCAUCCCAAGCCAGAUUCCCUCAAGCUCCUACGAGGGCCGCUUGAUGAGGACAUCCCUUGGCCAGGCUUCCUUUUGGGUCAGACACCCUCAUCCAUUUGGUACUGGUGUGCUGACCAGGUUAUCGUGCAGAGAGUGUUGGCUGCCAAGAAUAUUGCCCAUGCUAAAGGCUCCACACUUAUGGCGGGAAUGCUUAAAAUCCUUCCUAUGUUCAUCAUCGUUAUUCCAGGAAUGAUCUCCCGAAUAUUGUUCCCUGAUGAGCUAGCAUGCAUUGGACCAGAGCACUGCAUGGCUGUAUGUGGCAGUCAGGCUGGCUGUUCCAACAUCGCCUACCCUCGGCUGGUCAUGAGCGUGAUGCCGGUGGGUCUCAGAGGGUUGAUGAUGGCUGUGAUGAUCGCUGCCCUCAUGAGUGACCUGGACUCGAUUUUUAACAGCGCUAGCACCAUCUUCACAUUAGACAUUUAUAAAAUGCUGCGUAGAUGUGCCUCCUCCUGUGAGCUGGUGGUCGUCGGCAGGUUGUUUGUGAUAUUCAUGGUGGCUAUCAGCAUCGCUUGGGUGCCUGCCAUUAUUGAGAUGCAAGGUGGCCAGAUGUACUUGUACAUUCAGGAAAUGGCAGGAUACCUCACGCCUCCCAUUGCUGCCCUAUUCCUGCUUGGAGUCUUCUGGAAACGUUGCAAUGAGACUGGCGCAUUUUGGGGCAGCAUGACUGGGUUUGUACUUGGCACCACCCGCCUCUUCCUUGGGUUUAUAUAUCGUGAGCCAAGAUGUGACCAGCCAGAUGUACGUCCGGCUUUCAUCACACAUGUCCACUACAUGUACAUUGCUGCUGGGCUGUUUUGGAUCUCCGGGCUGGUGGCUGUGUGUGUCAGUCUGUGCACAUCACCCCCAGAAGAGGAGAAUAUCAAGCGGACCACAAUCUGGGGCUUGAAAGAACUUAAGCGCCUUCCUGUGACUGGACGAGACGAGAUGUACAAACUCACUAAUGGCAGUGGCGACAGUGUUCUCAAGAAAGAUGUUCCUGAAGACAUCCAGAAGGAGAGAUGUCUUGAUGGGGCUGACAUGAAACUCCUUAUGCCCUCCUCUUGUGACCAAGAUCCCAUGGCCCCUAGCACAGAAGCAUCCACACCGAUGGAGCUGUAUGCCAAUGGUCAUGCAAAUCUUGUAAAACAGAAGAAUCAAGGCAAUGAUGAAGAGAGCUGCCUUCAAGUGUUUGACUGGAUUUGUUGUCACAAAGAGAAAACGUCUGAUAUCGAGCCCAAAGUCAUUGGAGGAGAUGAAGGAGCUGUACGUGAAAUGCUUUAUGAACCUCCUAAAAUCAAGAUCUUACUUAAUGUAGGCCUGGUAAUCGUCUGUUCACUGGGUGUUUUCAUGUUUGUGUACUUCUCCUUGUAAUAUGUUGCUCUUGCACUACCUUAAGGCCUGUGUGAGAGACCGCAUAUUUAUAUGAACUAUUUGUUACUACAAGCCAUUUAGGGUCUGUAAUAUUUACAGUGUGGUUUAUCUUUCUUUUUAUAACUUCCUUUUAGCAUUUUCACUUUGGCUCUGUUACAUCUCCUUGAAAAUAUUCAACUCUUCUUUGUGGUAUGUUGAUGACCAAAUGCGUUGUUGAAAUGGUAGCUUUUUUAUAGUUGGUUGAGCUAAGCUAAUGAGAAUAUACUAUUAUUUUUUCCUUGGUGAAUUUUGCCUUAAUGUGUGCACUCCUCCAAACCGAAAUGAGGUCAGUUUGUUUUUUUCUCAACAGACCAUUCAUAUAAUAGUACUUAAAUGUGGAAGGAAUUUGUCUUUUGUAUAUGCACUUGUAAUUGUAAGCACUCUUAGGAAUACCAAAUUUCUAAAACUUGACCUCACUUGUAAAUCUGUCACCUGCGUAACUGGAAUAGUGUGUCCAAAGUUUUAAUGUUAAAUAGAAAUUGUGAAAAUAAUGUUGUGCCAUCUGAUUAAACCUGGUACCUUGAUGUACAUUCCCAAAUACAAGUAUUUAGGUCCAUUCAUGUAAAUUGUAACUGUAACUCUGUAUGUAAUUUGCUUUCAUUUCUUUGUAUUUAUACCUCCUUUCAUCCUUUCCAAAAAAAAAAAAACCAACACCAAAAUGCCUUUUGUGCAGAGCAUAAGACUGCUCUGUCUUCAUUUUGGGAAUUUAACAGUUAAUGUGAAAAGACUUCCAAGAUGUUUUCACUACAAAACAACGCUAACAACAACUAUAAAACACAGACUGGUUAUGUGGAUGUUACUAAAUGACCAUCAGAACCGCCACAGAAAAGACUUGCUAACUAGAGAACACUAUCAUUAAUGUGUUAAUAACUGAUUUCAUAACUGAUAUUAUGAUUUCCCCAAAAGGGUCAUUAAGACUAGGAUGUCCAAUUUUGCUGCGCAAAAUAGUAUCUUGUUCUUCUAAAAGAAGAAUUUGAUUGUGGCUGCAGUAACAGGCAUUGCCUGUUUUUAAUCUGCUGUUGAACGCACUAUUUGUUCAGACAAAGGGGAACUGCUGGAUGGCCUUGCUGAAUAUGAAAUGUGCGGGAUCUUUUAGACAGCUGUAACUUCUUUUUUAAGUACAAAUUUACAAUGUUGUGUUAAUACCUCAAAAAGCCCUUAAUUGUAAUGAAAUUUGAAUUCAGAAGUUAUGUCAAGAGUUAUAUGGAGAGGUGCAGGAGGAGAGUAUUUUUUUUUUUAAUAAUUCCAAAUAAAAUUAGACUGGGAUAAAGUCAUUGGAGGGCUAAUGUUUUGCAUUGUAAAUUAAAUAUAUGUAAAUCACUGUGUUUAAAUCCAUUUUUGUACAGAUAAUCUCUUUGUAAAAGAGGUACAUUAAUAAAAAAUAAAAUGUUCAGUGGAGAUUUGUUCUUUUAUAUAUAUAUUUUCCCCAAAUUAAUGGUUUGAAUUCUUGUGAUUCUUGAGAAUGUUACUGAAGCGAUUCCCAUUUCUUUGCAGCUAUCAGCUCAUCUUGUUUUUAUUUGUAGAUGUAUUCUCAAUCUCAGAGUGAAAAAUCACAGUCACAUCACUGCUUAAGAUGGAAUGAAAUAACUUAAAGGUAAAUGUACAAAGUUUAGGAACUGUUGUGAUUAUCUGAGGCCUAAUUAAUUCAGAUUAAUUGUUCUUAUCAUCCAAACCUGACAUGAUCUCCUUGUAAUUACAAAAUAAAAGUUCAGUUUUCAUGUGUUGCUUGUAGUAGACUUUAUGCUCCAACAAAACAUCUUUUUAGCACACAAUGAACACUUGUAUGCAUAUAUGUCCUUUUUUUCUGGCAGUGCCAUACUACUUGCUUAAGGGUGUGGAAGUGAUUGUUGGUUUUGGAUACACCACAGAUUUUCAAACCAACACCCAAAGUUUUUAAAUAUUUAUCCAUGCAUUUAAUAGUGAAAUUAUUAUUAUUUUUUUUCCGAGUGCACUUAUACAGUAUGUUGUUUGUGUUUGAUAAUGUGAAUUUUAAUUGACUGUUACAUUAUUUCAUUUAUCAUCACUCUGAGGUACUUUUUUAACACUGCCUUUCAUAACAACAAAAGGGUUUUGUGUUUAUUUGGUUUUGUUUGUUUUCAGUAGCUCAUUUUGUUUGUAUAAUUUGUAAUUGAAUAGUGUAUAGUUUCCACAUAUUUCUGUUGUGUACAUUUAUCACGAUUCCUUGUGUUGCAGAAAUCGAGUUCCAUGAGUUAAAAAGAGUUUAUUGCUUUCAAUCUUUGAUCUUAUCAUACGCAAAUGAUUUGUACAUUGUACAUUUGCUACUUUUAUUAUCAAAAGUUGUGGAUGAAUAAAAAGACAUUCAUUUGAGAAGAA